AACACUAGCAUGCUGGAAACAACAAGCUAGCAUCCUUGUGAUUCACGUGUUUUAUUUUUAUUUUACGAGCACGAUAGUUAUGGCGCGGGUUUGACGCUAUAGGGGAGAUCAGCAGUUAUAGAAAUACUCAAACCAGCCCAUCUGACACCAACAAUCAUGUCCUGGUUAAAGUCAGAGAGUUUUUCUUCAGUCUGAUGUGAACAUUAACUGAAGCUUUUGGUCUGUAUCUGCAGGAUUGUAUACACUGUGCUGCGGCAGUGAACCGUAACCAUCAUUCCAGAGACUCAUUUUAAUAGUAUUUUAUUAUUGAUAGUCAGUAGUUUAUGUACUGAUGGCCAGUGUUCUUUUAGGAAAAAUCUGAGAGAAAUGGCAAUUAAAAAACAUCCAACUAACACACUUUCAUACAUUCUGGUGUCUUUACACAACAGCGCUGAAAUAAUAUUUACGUGCUAAUUCAUUUUCCUCAAAUUUUACCCUUCCUUAAAAAACAAAACAAAACAGGAUCCUUGCUACGGACUUCCUUCAAACCAGCAACAUUAAUUAGCAAACCCUGACUAGUCUUACCCCUUGACGCCAUGAUUGAUUUUUACUGUAAAAGUCUAUGAAAGUGAGGUUUUGUGAAGUGAUUUUAAUCGAAAGUGAACAUAGUGCGGUGCUAACAGGGUUCCUGCAGCUUCACCUCAGAGCAUCAUGACGAUAAACCGUCUCUCUCUCUCUCUCUCCAGCAGCACUGAGCUACAGAGAACAACCUGGAGCUGUUAGGUGAUUGGCUGACUGGCCGUGACGCGAUUGGCUCCCGCGACAAAUGAUUGACACUGUGCCCGCCUCCGACGUGCCCAGGCAGGUUUGGGAGAGUAGACCUGUAAGCGUAGGGUACAGUGACGUCACGGGGGAAGUGACGUCUAAUUCCAUUUCUAAUUCUAAUUCUGACGUCUACUUCUACCAGAUCAGUUACUGCAUUUUACAGAUCACUUGAAAGAUAAAGCAAUCUGAAAAGAAAUGGAGAAUUUCUACACACGUGAUUUAAAGAUGAUUGAGAAGCAGAGAAGGAGCCAGGGUGGAAAAUUUGGAGUGUCCACUCGGAGCACCGCAUCUGACCAGAGACCGAAGUGUUUCAGGGAUAUUAUGGACCUCGUUCUUCAUCUGAGCGAUGAGGAAUGGAAGGCUGUGAGCAGGGGCAUGAAGAAGGAGGUCACGAGGGUGGAGUUUGUGGCUGUGUGCACUAAAAUCGUGGCAGAGGUGUCGUCUGCUAUCGUUCGCCGUUUACUGAAGCCUCUCAGCAGAAGCUUUGGGAUCAAAGUGAUUCACGAGGCAAAUGAGAAACUGAAGAAAAUGGAGUCAGAAUCGGGCAAGUGCUCUGCCUCAGACGCCUCAGCUCAAAGAUCCCCUAUGGAGGUGUCUGAUUUCAUCUGUCAUCUCGCUCAAAAAGUUGUCACAGAGAUUAAAGGUGCGAUGUUGGUGGCAAUUCGGAGUAUGGCAUCGGAAGCAAGUGCUUCCUCACCUGCUGAAGAUCCGAUCACAAAGCUCGAUGAUCUCAGCAGGGCAUGCACCAAUGAGAUCUGUGAUAAGAUCUUGGACCUGUAUCACUCUGAAGAGUUCAAUAGACUUUCAGAAGAAGGGGGUUUAGUAAUGUCCCUAACAUCCCUCCUGAAGGUCCAUAAUAUAAUGAUGGGCUUGGAAGAAGUUGUCUCUGUCAGCAGGUCCUCUUCGUGGAUUACUGAAUCUACAACCCCUGACUUGGUCUCCACAAAGACUGAGGUGAUAAGUCCUGAUAGUGUUUCAUCACCUCCUCAAGCUGAGAGCCCUUUCAGUGAUCAGUUUUUGAGCACAGCUACACAACUGAUCACUGAAGUGCUUUUGAAGACGGCGCAAACCUCAGUGUCGUCCCAAACCUCCGUCCCCGCCUCCAGGGAGACAGAACUGAAGGAGCUGGCCAAAAGCACAGCCACGGAAAUUCUGCACAGAUUAUAUUAUUUGCUUCACCAUUGUAGCGAUGCUGACCAGUCUAUACCAGAGCACGAGAAGUUCCUCUCAUUUGCUCAAAAGAUCCACACAGACAUCCACAAGCAGGUGUUAACAUUCGUAUGUGAACAGCAGCAAGCCGCUUCAGAUAAAAGCAAGACGCUCUUGGACGCCUGUACUGAAACUGAUGCUGAGCUCGACAUCAGCUCAGACGGCGUCCAGAAAUCUGUCUCUGCUGUAGAGGUCCUAGAUAAAGCUACCCAGGUUACAAGCGAGAUCCUGGUAAGUAGGUUAAGUUCACAUAUUUCCACAGGAUUAAUCAGCAUGACAGGCUCGGGUUUCAGCACAGCAGUAUAUCCGGAUCAAGCCGCUUCUGGUAGCGUAGAAAAGGUGAUCAGUGACGUACCUUUGGAGACUGGAAUAUCUGAUGUGGAAAACAGAUCAGAGCUCCUCAGAGAGAGCUCCUCAGAAUUUUCCUCAAGUCCUUCUGGACCCUCAGAAAGUGUUAUAGAUGAAGAGAAUAAUCCUCUGCCCUCAAGCCAGAACAGUCUGUACGUUCCACUGCACCUUUUCACUGUGAUCCAUGAUCAGUUGAGGUCUUUCUUCAAGUCCUUCUCUAAAAGUGCUGCUGAUGAUGAGAAAGGUAUAGACAUGUCAGUACACUCAGAGAGCGUUGAGGAUCGUGUCGUUCCCAUCCACAUCAGUAGGGAUGGCUCGGUUCAUGAGCUGGAAGUUGGCCGGAGUAUAUCAGACUCUGUUCUGGAGAGAAGGAACAGCGUGUUACUCUCCAUGCAGUUUCCUUCUGAGCUCAUUUACACAUUUGUACAGGAGGCUAGUAAGGCUUUAUUGCAGAACAUUCUAAACGCCAGGUCCAGUGAGGAAAGCGAAGGGUGCUCUACUCACACAGCUGAGGAUCAGCAGAAGAAAAAGAGGCCUAGAGUUCGCUUCAUUGUGAAAACUCAAAGGUGCAUCGUCGUUAAGCGUCCCAGGAAGCAGAAAAGGCAGCGCAGGGUUCCUCUGCCACAGGCUGACCAGCCAAGCAUCUCCACCUCCGCAAAUCUCCAUGAGACUUCAGAGAUUGAAUCAAAGACCUUACGGUCGGUCUUCAAGAGCGCUCGCAGGACGCUGGGCAGGUUCUUCUCCAACAUCUCCAAGACCUUCACCAGCUGCAUCAACCCUAAAACCACCCCAUAAUCUGGUGUUACAACAGAAAAAGAAAGAAACAAAAAUACCUCCAUCCACACCCAACAAUACACUAAAA
Messenger RNA from Hemibagrus wyckioides, 3223 nucleotides. RefSeq lists its product as uncharacterized. Lineage: Eukaryota; Metazoa; Chordata; Actinopteri; Siluriformes; Bagridae. The transcript has 8 exons. The record is from RefSeq and is a predicted model, not a curated record. The coding region runs from base 1000 to 3156 and encodes 718 amino acids.